CCUACAGACCCCUGGAAGCCUCACUCUUAUCGGCCUGCUCUGUAUCUGGCUCCUCCUUUUUCACCUCCAAACAGGUACAGAAAUAAGAUAGCAUUUUGACAAGGAUCAUUAUACACACAUGCAGAAACACAGUUCACUUACUGUACACAACUGGGAAAGAAGUGAUUGGGGGUAGUAGUCUCUAGGGUACUUGCCUUUGACCCUAGGUUGUCAUGGUGUCUUUAGGCCAGUUGACUUUGACACUAGGGUGUCUCUAUGUCUCUAGGGUACUUGCCUUUGACCCCAGGUUGUCAUGGUGUCUUUAGGCCAGUUGACUUUGACACUAGGGUGUCUCUAUGUCUCUAGGGUACUUGCCUUUGACCCUAGGUUGUCAUGGUGUCUUUUGGCCAGUUGACUUUGACACUAUGGGGGUUUCUAUGUCUCUAGGGUACUUGCCUUUGACCCUAGGUUGUCAUGGUGUCUUUAGGGCAGUUGACUUUGACAGUAGGGUGUCUCUAUGUCUCUAGGGUACUUGCCUUUGACCCUAGGUUGUCAUGGUGUCUUUAGGCCAGUUGACUUUGACACUAAGGUGUCUCUAUGUCUCUUGGGUACUUGCAUUUGACCCUAGCGUGUUACAAUACCAAGAGGACACUAGCACAGUUGUGAAGAGAAUGUAGCAACUCUGGACCCAUAGAGCCAGGGGUAGCAUUAUAUCCCAGGAAUGAGAUGCCAUAUUACCACCCCUGGUGGCAAAAGUACAGUCAGUAAUGGCAGACAUUGCAAGAAUUCCAGAAUGCAGGGCAUUAUAAUGUAUAGAAGCUCGACCUUGUAAAAGCUACUUGAAGUAUGAUUGUUUACUAUUUCAAGGUGAAUGUUUGACUUGAUGAUGUCAAGCCAUAUCCUAGGUUACAUGAUGUAAGGAAACAUUCUUCAGAGGUCACACGAUACAUUUUAAAGAUGCGGAAGAGGCUUGUGAGAUUAUGUGGAGGCUCUGCACACGUCACUGGAGUGGCCAGAGGGCUAAGACCCUGGGUUUGUUUAGAGUUGCCAUGGCGACAGCUAAAGCAGAGGAGUAGCAAGGAUACACAAAGCAGGCUGGAUAAUAACGUGAUUUACCCACAGGCUCUUAAAUAAUAUCGAUAAUGCGUAACCAAUCAAAUUACCAUGUCCCAGAACUCCCAAUCACCUCAUUCACUUCACACUAAGCUGGCUCAUCUUGUAUUGUAUGUCUUCCCUCCAGCAAAUUGCUACUUCAUGGCUGAGUCCAAGGCUGAGUUCUUGCAGGGUUGUGGCGACUACUGGACCUCGCUGGAGCAGGUUCCGGUGCUCGUCCAGGUGACCAUAUGCAUGGAGGUGCGAGUUCUCUCCCCUGGCCCAUGGACAGCCUUUACCUAUAGUUCCCCAGACAGCCCGCUUUAUGACCUAGCACUGCGGGGCGAUGGACGCGGCCUGGAAGUGUGGUUGCUGGGGGUAAAGCACCACUUCCCGGUGUCCCUGAAAUCCCACCUCUGGCACCACAUCUGCCUCCGGCGUGAUGGUCAUACCUUACUCCUGGAGGUGGAUGAUUGGGCCGACAAGUGCACCGUCACUUCUCAGGCCAUUCCCCCCAGUGGGGAGCUGCUGCUGGGCUGCAAGGGGGAGCGUGACUCUCAGAGGGUGGUGGGCCAGGUGGAAUUGUACCUCUUUCGCAUGUGGAAGGACAUGGCAGAGCACAGCUUCUGUGAGGAUGGCGAAGUGGUGAGCUGGGACUCACGCAAGUGGGCUGUGGCGGGCACAGCAAAGAUCCGGGACAACUCACUGCCCUGUGGUCGGAGACGAGCAAAGCGAGAAGAACCUUUGCCCACCAGUGAAUCUAACAGUCCAGAUCCAACUGUCACGCCCACCCCUGUGCCAUCAUCCAAUCACAGUACAGCUGCAGCCACAACCACAAACUCUGCCCCCAUCAUUCCCAUCCCCCCCACUGGGCCUGCAAACAGUAGUGCCAGCAAUGAGGUGCUGGAGCAACUGGAUGCAUAUAAGAAUCGGCUGGACCUGAACAUCAAUGCAUCCUACAGCUCAGUGCUUCAGCCCGUCCAGUGUAACUUCUCCCAGUUCUGCGCUGAUGACAGGGCAUACUACUGGAUGCCUGUGGCUGUGAAUACCUCUAAUGGCAAAAUCAAUGAGUCAGAGAUCAGCAGCUGGUUGUCCGAGCUAUUUGCCAGUGUCCCCUGCAUGAGCCCCAGUCACGACGAACCCAAGGCCACUGACUCAGCACAUACCUACACUGACGGUUUGUUCUCCACAACAAGUAGCUCAUCAGAAAUCUGGACAGGCAGUGUCACAGCCAGCUAUGGACCUUCGACUCAGAGGAAGAUGGCCUGCAGGAAUGGAACGGCCAGUCAGCUGCAGGGUAUUGAUGUGGCCUGUGAUGGGAAGAAUCAGACAAGGACAGGCCAAUGCAGUGUGCUGCUGCAGCUAAGCCAGCCCGUGGAUACCUGUCUGCUAAGCCAGAUGCUGCAGGAAGGUGGGGGCAAUGGCUCCAUCUAUGCUUCCCUUCUCGGAGAGGUCGAAAGAGUGGGUAAAGGCCUUUGUCUUAUUGGGGACAUGCUGACCCCCAAUGGCAGAUUAGUGAAGUGCAUCUCACCUGCCCCCCUCUCUGAGGUCUGCUCAGCUGAAGGGCUCGACAACGUGACAUGCAAAGCCGUGGAGUCGGUGAGCAGCCCCGUCGAACCCCAGCACCCUGACAGCCAGCUCUGCAGCUCUUCUGGAGGGGAGCAGCAUGCCUGCGAUUGCGCUGCGUUCUGCGGUGACACAGCCAUGUACUACACCGUGGUACUUAACAUCACCAGCCCGUCCCUGAGCAUGGCGGACCUGCAGAACACGAUCUCUGAGCUGAGCUCACCCCCACCCUGCAAUACCUCUGAUGACAGCCAAGAGUAUCUCUGUGUGCUGAUGUCGCAGGUAUCACAGCUGUACCAGGGAGCCCAUCUUGAGUGCCAUGGCAUGGACGUACGGCUGUACAGCUGCAUGGUGAUGCUGAAGCUGGCCGGGCCUCUGGACACCUGCUCUGUCAGUGCAGUCCUGUCCAGUCUGCUCCAGAAUGACAGCGCCAUCACUUUCAAUGGCCUCGUCACACGCACAGCGAUCUGCGGCUGGCCGUCAGAAUCUGCUGCCGAUCUGCUGAACUCCAGCUUCACCUGGGUCUCCACGGAUCUGAACGCUUCUCAGAUAUGCACCCUGCAGGACCCCAGCGUUCUCACCUGCCAGGAUGGUGAGACCCUUGGUAUUCUUCUGAACGAAAGUUGUACAGCAAUUCACCUCCCUACACCCAAAUCCACAGAGAACAUCACCACGACCAGCAAUACCACACAGGGCAGCAGAGUGGAGUCUCCCAGACUCUCAGCACAGAAUAUAACAACACCUUAUCCAGCCAACUCCAAACAUUUUAAAACUACAACAGCUCCACCAAAGUCAACCACAAAACGUACCACAGCAGUGCAUAACAAAACAGUUGCGUAUACUACAUAUCCCAGAAACACCAACAGCACUGACCCUCCAGGCACAAGAACCACAGCUCCGAAAGACCUGCCCCCUGCCGUCACCACAACAACCACCAGCACAGUAGUCAUGACAACUGGAUUUAACAUAGCCCUGCUGCUGAACGAGACCCAAGAUCCCCUCACUCUCAAUAUCUCCAUGGUGGGGAAGGUGGUGUCCCGCCUGGAGGAGGUGCUCUCCAGUCCGGACAUCAGCCUGUCCCUGGGUCACUCAGCAAUCGCCAUCAUCAGCAAUCUGCUCGGUGCCCCUGCUGCUGCUCUGGCAUCAUUCUCCACCAGGAUCAUCAGGAUUGUGGACACUGUCGGCUUGAAGCUGGUGCUACCGGAUACGACAGAAACCAUCUCUGCAAAUUCGCUUGCUGUGGCUGUGACAAAAAUAGACGCCUCAAACUUUCAGCAGACAUCAUUCUUCGUCUCUGAUUCUGCCGGCCUGCAAAUAAAGGUCACCAGCGAGCCUAAAGUCGCAAGUAGCUCUGAACCCCUGGGCUCCAUCACGCUUCCCUCCUCCCUGACUGAUGGACUGACCCCGGCAGAUAAACCUCUGGCCUCCAGAAUCCAGUUCAACUACUACCUGAAUGGCACUCUCUUCCAGGACAGAAACCUUGGAAGCCAGAAGCUGAACAGCGGCGUUCUUGGUACCAGUGUGGGCAACCUGUCAAUGAAGGGCCUCAAAGACGACGUGAUCUUCACCCUGAGGAAUGCACAGCCCCCCCAGAGCUCAUCAAAUGUCUCCUGCGUGUUCUGGGACUUUCAAUUUAAUGGAGGAUCGGGGGGCUGGAACACGGCUGGCUGUUCUGUCCAGAAUAAAACAGAUGAACACACUGUCUGCAGCUGUAAUCACCUGACCAGUUUUGCAGUGCUGUUGGACAUAUCCAGGGGUGGCAUCAGUGAUCCCGUACAGAAUAUCAUCCUCACCUUCAUCACCUACAUCGGCUGCGGGGUCUCCGCCAUCUUCCUCUGCCUCACCUUGCUCACCUACCUGGGCUUUGAGAAACUCCGCAGGGACAUCCCCUCCAAGAUCCUGAUCCAGCUGUCCCUGGCCCUGCUGAUGCUUAACCUGGUCUUCCUGCUGGACUCCUGGCUGGCGCUGUAUCCUCAGGCCGUGGGCCUCUGCAUCUCCACCGCCUUCUUCCUGCACUACUUCCUGCUGACCUCUUUCACCUGGAUGGGGCUGGAGGCCUUCCACAUGUACCUGGCACUGGUCAAGGUCUUCAACAACUACGUGAGCAGAUACAUGCUCAAAUUCUCUCUGAUUGGCUGGGGGGUCCCGCUGGUCGUGGUUAUCAUCGUUAUUGCCAUCAACAAGGACAACUACGGCCUGAUUGCCUACGGGAAGUACACAGACGGAUCCACGGAUGACUUCUGCUGGCUGAAAAAUGACACCGCCUUCUACGUGGCUGUGGUUGGCUACUUCUGCUUGGUGUUCCUGCUCAACUCGGUCAUGUUCGUGGUGGUCCUGGUGCAGCUGCAUCGGGUCAAGCGGCAAAACCCCCACAACGUGCAGCAGCAGAAUGUGUGGCAGGAGCUCCGCAGUGUGGCCGGCCUCACCGUCCUGCUGGGGCUCACCUGGGGAUUCGCCUUCUUUGCCUGGGGGCCUGUCAACCUGCCCUUCAUGUACCUGUUUGCCAUUUUCAACACUCUGCAAGGCUUGUUCAUCUUCAUCUUCCACUGUGCCAUCAAGGACAAUGUCCGCCAGCAGUGGAGGACCUACCUGUGCUGUGGAAGGCUCCGUCUGGCAGAAAACUCAGACUGGAGCCGGACAGCCACCCAAAACACUACCUUGAGGCACACCUCUGUGAUUACCAUGCCUUCCAUUCAUUCUGGCAACACGUUCAGCACCUCCCUGCCAGCCAGCGAGGCCGGCAGUACUAGGCGCAGCAAUGGGGGGUCACCUCUCCCCCUUGACUACAGUCCAUGAGUGUCGAGCUCCGUGUCGCCACUGGUGCUUGUGAACGAGAGUGUGCCAAGUUGGGGCACUAGUGACCUGCAUGGACAUGUCCCCAGGCUGAGGGCAGUGUGAUGACAUUCCUGCAGGAACUGAAUGAGUAUAGCAGCAAUGGAGUAUGGUCAAUUACCUAAGAUAUGGCUGACCGCCUGAGAUACGGCCAGUCGCCUGGGAUAUGGCUAUUUUCCAGGCAUUGAAAGUAACCUCAGAAUUUACCUAAUGUGUAACCAGGUCAUGGAGCAUUGCACUCCACUCUAAGCAGUAUUAAAAAGUCUCACUAUGGCAAGAAGAAACUUCCAUUCAACACUUUCAAAGCAAAGGUACAAGGCUACAAAGCAGUGCAAGGCAUUCUGGGAAGGAAAAGAGCCUGCCGGCGAAUCAGCACCUGUUUGAGCACCCAACAGGCACUAACAGACACUUUUUGCUGACAUGGUUCUUCUUAAAGAUGUACCCUACUGGCCAGACCACCACUUCUACACAGGAGUACUGACCCUCAUUACUGAGCCUGAACCUAAUGUUUUAAGUUGUACUUAUGAAGUUGUUUUUGUAGAAACGUGAGCUGCACCUAUGAAGUGAACCAGCUGUUACAGCUUUUAUUGUUCUUUGUAGAUUUAAUUUAAUUCCACAUAUAAGAAAAGAAAAGUAUAUUAAAGAUGCUCUUGUGUCAGUUUCA
Molecule: messenger RNA, 6133 nt
Organism: Brienomyrus brachyistius
Lineage: Eukaryota; Metazoa; Chordata; Actinopteri; Osteoglossiformes; Mormyridae
Exons: 33
Coding region: 1144-5433 (1429 amino acids)
Biological process (GO): cell surface receptor signaling pathway; adenylate cyclase-activating G protein-coupled receptor signaling pathway
Cellular component (GO): membrane
Molecular function (GO): G protein-coupled receptor activity
Source: RefSeq, a predicted model, not a curated record